AUGCAUCGACGGCACACCACCCUCCGGGAGAAAGGGCGGAGGCAGGCCACCCGAGGCCCAGCCUACAUGUUCAAUGAGAAAGGCACCAGCUUGACACCUGAGGAAGAGCGCUUCUUGGAUUCAGCAGAAUAUGGGAACAUCCCGGUGGUACGGAAAAUGCUGGAGGAAUCCAAAACUUUGAACUUCAACUGCGUUGAUUACAUGGGACAAAAUGCUCUGCAGCUGGCAGUGGGCAAUGAACACCUGGAAGUCACUGAACUCCUUCUGAAGAAGGAGAAUCUGGCUCGCGUUGGGGAUGCACUCUUGUUAGCCAUCAGCAAAGGAUAUGUGCGUAUUGUGGAAGCAAUAUUGAACCACCCGGCCUUUGCACAAGGACAACGUCUCACUCUCAGCCCCCUCGAGCAAGAGCUACGAGACGACGAUUUUUACGCUUAUGA
Podarcis lilfordi (Lilford's wall lizard) is the source of this 437-nucleotide messenger RNA. NCBI's taxonomy places the organism in Eukaryota, Metazoa, Chordata, Lepidosauria, Squamata, Lacertidae. The record is from the annotation of a GenBank genome assembly.